Eimeria maxima is the source of this 2130-nucleotide messenger RNA. RefSeq names its product ras-GTPase-activating protein binding protein, putative. Bases 1 to 2130 code for a protein of 709 amino acids. NCBI's taxonomy places the organism in Eukaryota, Apicomplexa, Conoidasida, Eucoccidiorida, Eimeriidae. The record is from RefSeq and is a predicted model, not a curated record. The transcript is spliced from 7 exons.
AUGCAGCAGCAUUUAGUAGUCCUUUUGCUGAUGCAGCAAAAAAGACAAGUUAUAAUCCUCCGCAGCAGUACGAUGCAGCAGCAGCAGCUGCAGCAGCAGCAGCAGCAGCAGCAGCAGCUGUGCCACAACAGACCACUUACCCGCAACUCGCAGCAUAUACAGGUGUUGAUGUAUACCAACAUGCUGCAGCUGCUGCUGUAUAAUAAUGCAUGCAUUCCCCCUAACAGCACAUCGUUUGCUCAUGGCUCUGCCCUGCAUGGAUCAUCUGUAUUAACACAGCAGCAGCAACAGCAGCAGCCGCAGCAGCAACAGCAGCAGCAGCCGCAGCAACAACAGUCGUCACAACAGCAACAACCACAACAGCAGCAACAGCAGCAACCGCAGCAAAUAGUUGCAUCAUCGUCAUCAACUGCAUCAACAGCAACAACAGGAGCAGCAGGAGCAACAGGAUCAACAGCAGCAGCAGCAGCAACAACAGCAGCAGGAGAUGAGCAGCAAAUAACAUGUACACAAGAAAUAGCGCAUGCAUUUGUUUAUCAAUAUUAUCUUAUGUUACAUGAAAAUCCAACAGAUAUCUAUCGGUUCUAUGAUGAAGAUUCUAAGGUACACCGCAUAAGCGAUCGUUAUAAUGAUGAGAAUUCGAGUGGAUGGUAUGUACAUACGGAGUUGUUUGUUUAUCUUGAUGCAUUUGCUGCUGAUGUAGCAGAGAAGGCUGCUGCUGCUGCUGCAGCAUCUGCUGCUGCUUCUACUAAGAAAGAACUACAAUUAGAACAGAAGCAGCAACAGCAGCAACAACAAAAGACAGAACGUCGUCAACAGCAGCAACAGCAGCAGGCUGAACAGGAGAGGAAGAGACAGGAUCAACAGCAAGCAGAGCAGCAGGCGCAGGUGCAGCAGCAACAGCAACAACAGCAAGCUCAACAGCAACAACAGCAGCAACAGCAGCAAGCUCAGCAGCAGCAGCAGCAGCAGCAGAGCAAGCCUGAGGCAGCAGCUGAGGCACCAAAGACUUCAGCAUCCACUGCAGCUGUUUCCGAGGAGCAUUCUCCUCCUGCAGCAGCAGCAGCACCUGCACAGCAGCAGGAGGAGCAGCAGCAACAGCAACAGCAACAGCAACAGCAGCAGCCAGCUGCUGCAGCAGGGUCUGAAGGUGCAGCAGCAGAAGCGGGAAAGCAGCAGGGAGGUGCGGAUACAGCUGAAGUGCAGCAGCAGCAGCAGCACGCAAAGACAGCACAAAGAAGCCGCAACAAAUGGCAGAAACAAGAAGCAACAGAUAAACCUGAGGAAGCAUCUCCUAAUUGGCCUAAACCUGGUCAGGCACCACAGAAGGUCCCUUCUGCUGCUGAGCAGCAGCAGCAGCAGCAGCAGCAGCAAAAGAAGCAGCAGCAGCACAACUACGAUCCACAGAGCUUUGCCUAUAAAGUAUUACAAAAUGUUCGUCCUGUUGCACAGAGAGGCUUUGCUGUACCUGCAACACCUCCUUCUGAGCAUAAAAUAAACGGGCGGGAGCAUGCAAACAGCAGCAGCAGCAGCAGCAGCAGCAGCAGCAGCAGCAGCAGCGGUGUCCAACAGCAUCAGCAGCAGCACAACAACAACAACAGCAGCAACAACAACAACAACAACCAGCAACAGCAACAGCAGCAGCAGCAGCAGCAGCAGCAACAGAGGCGUCUAAUAGUACUAGGGGAUAUACCCCAUCUAUCUAUGGAUGAAUUUUAUGCAUGCAUACGUGUAGACUACGUACGUCCUCGUGGUAUAGGUGGGGGACGGGGAUCGGGUAGGGGAUCGGGUAGAGGUGGUGGGAGGGGAGGUGGUGGGAUCGGGAGCGGAUCCCAUGGGGGAUCGGAUGAAGCAGCAGCAGCAGCAGCAGCAGCAGCAGCAGGAGCAGCAGGACCAGGAGGUGCUGUAGCAGCAGCUGCAGCAGCAACAGCAACAGGAGGAGAGGAAGGAGGAGAAGGAGGACAAUGGACAGAUCCAAGUAAUAGAAGAAGACAAAGAGGAGGAGGAUGGGGAUCGGGGAUCGGUGGUGGGAUCGGGGGACGAGACGGUAGCCAUAGAGGAAGGGGAGGAGGAGCAGCAGCAGCAGUACGUGGAGGGGGUCCAAGAAAUAAUAAUAUAAGGAAUGAAUAG